GGUAAAUAGACAGCUAUUUGCUGCAUACAUUUCUAUUUGCUGUAGGGUCUGAUAUAAUAAUCCAUUUGUAGAACUGCAAUAUGGGGAAAAAUAGAAUUUGAAUUAUACAUUUGCGAAAUCUCUAAAGUGCCAAAUCUUCCAGUGUAUCCCUGGAUUAAAUCCAAAACGAAACUGAAAGAUAUUGUUUUGUUUUCCCGCCACAUAAUCCCAUUUCCCGGACCAUUACUGCUUCCACACAGCACAUAUUAUAAUGCCUGCAAACCGCAUUGUAUUCUAUGGUUUGGCGAUUAGUUUGCUGCUGAUUUGUCUGUGUUUACCUGCAGAGACCGGAUCAGAACAUGAAGUAAAAUGUGAAAAUACAACUGCUGCUCACAUUGGUGCAAACGUAACUCUGAAAUGUGACUUCUUAUCAUCGUAUGAUGUUCUGCAAGUUACUUGGCAGAAGCAAACAAAGGACGUAUUGGAAAACAUGGCCACCUGUAGCAGAAAGUAUGGGGUUAAAAUUGUAAGUCCCUUUGACAAACGCAUAUUGGUUAAAAGCACAAGUACACACAGAUCAACCAUGAUUAUUUUCGAUUUGAAAAAGGAAGAUGAAACCUGCUAUUUUUGUCUUUUCAACUCAUAUCGAUAUGGGGCAUACAAAGGACAAGUUUGCAUCACAUUACAAGGUGAUCAGACACCAAAUAAUCAGAUUAAAUGUUCUGCUACUGGGAAACAUCCUCCGAGCAUCAGCUUACAGCCUCCGGAAAAUGAGGAAGGUUCUGUUAAAGAAACUAUGGAUAAUAAAGACGGAACAUCAACUGUUACACGAAAAACAGAAUAUACAGAUUCUCAACAGAAGAUAUAUUGUGAUUUCAGCCUACAGAAUGGUGACAGGAAAAGAAGGGAUUUAAAAGAAGGCAAUAAUUUGUCUACCAAAAUAUCUGAUGAAAUGAUCACUCAAUGUUCUGUUUCUGGAACCGCAAACCCUAAGAUAAUAUGGAUGAAUGAGGGAAAGCCAAGUAUAAAAGAAGACAAAGUAGUCAUAGAGGACAACAUGAUAACUGUUACAAGUGUUCGGAAGUACUCAUCAGGUUCAUUUUUGAAUUCAGUGACCCUUUCGUGUGUUGUGCUCACAAAUACAGAGAAAGAAGAUUCAAGUGCAAGACAUGCAGCUUGCCAAGAUACACCUAAUAUAAUACGACUGGCAAUAGUUUCUGGAGUUUUUUGUGUCAUGCUGAUUUUAGGGACAGCAUUGUUCUGUUAUCAAAAAUGGAAGAGGAAAGGGAAGAGUUUUCUUAAUGGAAUAAUCACACCAAUUAAAGAGAACAGGAAAUCACACAGCUCAAGAAAUAACACUCAAUCACCAGAUCAACUUUCCUCUAAACCAUUAAGGGAAGGCUUCAAUAAAAAAGAAGAAACAUCAAAUGAGAAAGAAAACAUGUCCUUUGGAUUCCAAGACAGACCAAAUACACCAAAUAACAGAACGGAUGUUAAAUUACAUAUCCCUAGACAAGACUUCAAAACCCCUGAAAAUAUUCAUAAUAAUUCGUUACCCGGAAGUGAGGUAUUAAGAAGAAAAAACAGCGCCAAAAAGAAAGAUGGAAAAAAACCUACACCAAAAAAGAACCUUUCAUUUGAAAAUAUGUAAACUUUACCAAUUGCAAUUAGUGUAACAAAAAACGAUUACAAUAUGUUACGAUUUUCAAAAUAGUCCUCCUUCAAGUAUAUUCCGUAAUUUUUGUUAAAAGGCCAAGUUGAUAUAAUGAAACUUUUAUGCAAAAUGUAAACAAACACCCUCCCCUUAACUAUUACCAGAUCCUAAACUGGAUUAAUUGUUUUUGCCAGGGAUGGCCAACUGGUUGCCCCUGCGUCCCAUUCAGCCCUUUGCAAUAGUUUUUGUGCCUCCCUGGAAAAAAUGGAACUAAAAAUGUGUUUAUUGAGAAUUUAUGGAAAAGAGUCAAACAAGGUGGUCACAGCUCAAAAAUGCUCUUUGGAGAGAAAAACGGCAUUCAGAAUGUAUACUGCAACCUUACCUAAAUCUAAAUCUGUGCUUCUGGAAUUCUUUAGGAAAUAUAUUAUUUGUAUAUUUAACCCCUUCACCAAAAGUGAAGCCUAUCGUACCGCACAACGUAUAUAUACGUCAGAGCUUCAGGAAGCUGCAGCAGUCUCGCCUGUUAAGUUACAGCCGAGUGCUGAAAUUCCUGAGCUCCAGGCACCUGCCGCAUAUGGAACCGGAGAACGAUCAGUUCCCUGUGUGGGCAUAUGCCUGAUUGUUACAGACAGGGACACUGUGUGUGUCACCGUCUGUAAUGAUCGUUGCUGGUGGCGGCUAGAGAUAUGGGUGGGUGGUUGCCCAGCAGCGGAGGUUGUGGGAGAGGCCUAUACUACAGAAAAUAAGAAGGGACAGGGAGGUUGGGGCAGCUACACUACAGCAAAAGGGGGAUGGGGGGAUCCCUUACUGAGGAUCGCGGGAGUAGGGGAGGUGGUGGGACUACUACACUACAGAAAAAAAAAAAUUACAUAAAGAAGGGGUCUUAUACAGCUGGCUGUACCUAAGAUAUUAGCACUUGUUAGAGGGGGGAGGGUUAGAAAAAUAUUUUGGAGGGAUCAGGGAGGUUGGAGGGUAAGGGGGUAUCCUACCCUUCAGAAAAUAAAAUGUAAUUUAAAAAAAAA
Molecule: messenger RNA, 2655 nt
Organism: Bombina bombina (fire-bellied toad)
Lineage: Eukaryota; Metazoa; Chordata; Amphibia; Anura; Bombinatoridae
Exons: 10
Coding region: 251-1630 (459 amino acids)
Molecular function (GO): cell-cell adhesion mediator activity
Source: RefSeq, a predicted model, not a curated record